Messenger RNA from Nicotiana tabacum (common tobacco), 1161 nucleotides. Lineage: Eukaryota; Viridiplantae; Streptophyta; Magnoliopsida; Solanales; Solanaceae. The record is from RefSeq and is a predicted model, not a curated record.
AGACUUGUGGUUUGAGUGGACCCUAAAUACAGCCUCCUAAAAAAUCAAAUCUGUGGAUAAGACGGAGCUAACCACCAGUUUGCGUGGCAAAUAGGCCACAGUUUUGUCCUCUUCUCCAACCACUAAAACAAUGGCUACACAAUUCCGACCACCUCCUUAUUCUUCUCUCUUUUUCUGUUUCAAAUAAUCAACAAAAAGGCUUUUACUUUAAUGGACAAAAGUGCGCCAGCACGACGUCGUCUGGCUCUUUUAUCUUCCCAUCUUCGUCCGGCAACUUCACCGCGGAAAUCAAAUUGCUUCAAUCCUCUCGUGGUUACCAAUUGCACUUCCAGCUCCAAUGCAGAGAACACAGAAAAUGGAUGCAUUUUCUGUAAGAUUGUUCGAGGCGAAUCACCCGCAGUUAAGGUCUACGAAGAUGAUGUGUGCCUCUGCAUCUUAGAUACAAAUCCUUUGAGUUGUGGGCACUCGCUUAUCAUUCCAAAGUGUCACUUUUCUUCUUUGAAAGAGACUCCACCAUCAAAGAAUCGAUUCCAAACCACAGUGCUAUCAGUUGGGGGCCUCCGCUUUUAUUCUCGUGGAUAUUAUCCAUAUUUCAUGGAAAGCUAUUCAAUUAUUGUCAUAAGUUUACUCACAAAUGUUGCUAAACAUGCAGAUUCAUUCAACCUGUUAGUCAACAAUGGGGAAGCUGCAGGCCAGGUUGUUUUUCACACCCAUAUUCAUAUAAUUCCUCGUAAAGCAAGUGACUGCUUAUGGGCUUCCGAGAGCUUGAGGAGACGACCACUGAAGUUAGACCAGGAAGCCAAGAAACUUGGAAAGAACAUUCGGGAAAAUUUACCAUCUUUGGGCAACAUAGAAGACAGCAAAGGCCAAGUUUCCGAUCUGAUUGGUAACUAGGGAUGUUGCGCUCCUAUUUUGUAUAUUUGUAACCUAAGCAGAAGGCUAUAAGCAUUCUGGAUAUAAUUGCAAUUCCUUGUUAUCUGUUUUUGUCCUCAGUCAAUUACUGGUGAAAUGAGUUGGGAUUGUUGUAAAUUAGCUCAUAGUUUCCCCGGUCAAGUUACAUGAACAAUAUCUCUUUUCCUUUUCCCCUUCCUUUUUCCUCCUCUGAUUGUAUUGUAUUCUUAGUUGGGAAAGAAAUUAGAAAUUAACAGUAUUUCCAGUUGA